Equus quagga is the source of this 657-nucleotide messenger RNA. RefSeq names its product gamma-crystallin C-like. The transcript is spliced from 4 exons. Gene Ontology annotation, molecular function: structural constituent of eye lens. Gene Ontology annotation, biological process: lens development in camera-type eye; visual perception. The record is from RefSeq and is a predicted model, not a curated record. The coding region runs from base 1 to 657 and encodes 218 amino acids. NCBI's taxonomy places the organism in Eukaryota, Metazoa, Chordata, Mammalia, Perissodactyla, Equidae.
AUGCGGUACCCUAGGAACGUGUCAGCAUGGGGCACGUCACCAGGAGUUGAGCUGGGAAUGGACGGGCCACGCCAGGAGCUCCAGGGCAGAGACAACAAGAGUAAGAGGGGCUCUGCAGUCGCAGGCCGGCUGGAGUCGCGGUUCCCCGUUCCAUCACCUGGGCAGGUUGUCAAUGGCGUGGUGGUGGGACACCAGCGCAGGCUCUCCACGCUGGUUCUCCCAUGGCUGUAUCUGAGGUUUGCAGCAGACCUGCCGCAUCGGGAGGAGAUGGAGGAGGCGCCCAUGGUCCCUGGACACCGCCUCGCUUCCCAGGACUCCCCCGUUUUCUUCUGUCACUGGAUGGGCCUCGGAGACGCGGUGGGCUCCUGCCGCCUCAUCCCCCAGACUGGCGCCCACAGGCUGCGGCUGUACGAGAGAGAAGACCACAAGGGCCUCAUGAAGGAGCUGAGCGAGGACUGCUCCAGCAUCCAGGACCGCUUCCACCUGGCUGAGGUCCGCUCCCUCCACGUGCUGGAGGGCUACUGGGUCCUCUACGAGAUGCCCAGCUACCGGGGGCAGCAGUACCUGCUGAGGCCGGGCGAGUACAGGCACUACCAGGACUGGGGGGCCGUGGACGCUAAGGCAGGAUCUUUGCGGAGGGUGGUGGAUUUGUACUGA